Brassica napus (rape) is the source of this 1241-nucleotide messenger RNA. RefSeq names its product F-box protein AUF2-like. The transcript has a single exon. Gene Ontology annotation, molecular function: protein binding. NCBI's taxonomy places the organism in Eukaryota, Viridiplantae, Streptophyta, Magnoliopsida, Brassicales, Brassicaceae. Bases 160 to 1017 code for a protein of 285 amino acids. The record is from RefSeq and is a predicted model, not a curated record.
GGGUUUUACCCCUCUUUACCGGAGUAGUAUAAAUAAAACUAUAUGCUACACUCUCCUGACUCCGACCAAAGCAAAAUAAUAGAAACUCAAAAACAUAGAGAGAGAGAGAGAUAACAAAACAGAAACUCUCUUCUUCGUUCCAAAGGUUUUAAACGGAAGAUGGACGUUUUUGAUGGACUUCCAGAUGCGAUCGUUGUCGAUAUCUUGAACAAAGUCGUUGACGUCAAAACCUUACAUCGUUGCAGUUCUGUCUGCAAGCGAUUCAACUCGCUUGUACCUCAGUCCGAGUCACUCUUCUUCCGACUCGACCAGGACGUUACCACCGAGUCACGGCCCGAUUCUCCCGUCAGCAACAUUUUCCAAUCAUUAGUCAAGUCCUUCCAAGGCUUCCUCUCUUUAUUCUCUAAACCGGCUAAACCGAUCCGGUUCACGAAUCUUUCACCUAAUAUUCCUUCCAAGAUUCUAUCUCGGUUUGACCGGAUCAAGAAUCUUGAGGUCGAGCUUCCCGGCGGCGAUGUAAGCCUUGAGAAAGGCGCCGCCGUUAAGUGGAAAGCAGAGUUUGGUAAAACUCUUAAAACAUGCGUCGUCGUCGCGUUUCGCUCCGCCUCCACCGUGUCCUCUUCCCCUCCGGACGGUGAGUCAGACGCCAUUGGGCUGGAAACGCGCGUGGUGUGGACGAUAAGCUCUUUGAUGGCCGCGUCGACUCGUCAUUUUUUGAUGAGCGAAGUCGUGAAGGAGCACAAAGAAAUGGAGAGUUUGGUGAUGCAUGACGUAGGAGGAGAAGGCACGGUGGUGAUGGGAACAGAGGGUCUGAGAGAGUUUCGAAAGACGGAGGAGGCGCGUGGUGGAGAAGCAGACGAACGCGUGGUGAAAAACCGGAGGAGUGUUGUCCCGAAAGUGAGGAUGAGCAUGAGGCACGCGCCGUCGCUUAAGCUCAAAAGCGGCAUCUAUUUAGAAUCUGCGACGCUCGUGAUCGUAAGGCCGAGCGAAGGAUAUUCCGAUGUCGGAGAUGAUUAGUUGGCGACGGAGGCUUUCGCCGGGAACUGUAUGUACGGUGAAGCGGUGGUCGCUUUGUUAAAACGUGAGAAGAUUAAUUUAGAAAUUAAUUCAUUUUAAGCUUUUAUUGGGCCUUGUAAUGGGCCUUUAGGGCUUUCUAGUAGGAAAUGUCAUUUUCUUCACGUGUGUCGUGUGUCGUGUGGCUCGUGUGCGCAUUUACAUAUAUUAUAAAGCUGGCUUCAACC